Messenger RNA from Fraxinus pennsylvanica, 534 nucleotides. NCBI's taxonomy places the organism in Eukaryota, Viridiplantae, Streptophyta, Magnoliopsida, Lamiales, Oleaceae. The record is from the annotation of a GenBank genome assembly.
AUGCUCUUUGAGCUAUGCCAAAGGGACGGAAAGGAUGCUGACAUAAGAUGUGAUCGAAAUGGAAAGAGAAACAUGGCCAGUGUAUACGUCGAUGGAGAGUUACUAGCCUCUUCUUAUUCCGAGCAAAAAGAAAAUGCAACUUUUCAUGCAGACAAGGCUGCUGUUAAUAAGUUGCCGCGUACAACUAGUGAAAUAAAAUGGAUCAACUCAAUGAUGAUCUCAAUGUGGAAAAUGACGUUGAAGAAGCAAAACACAAGUUAUAUGACAGUCUGUGGCAAGAAGAAAUGGCCUAAUCCAGAGUACAUUGCUAGACCUUUGCCUUCAAAAAGUUUGAACAUGCAUUAUUUGCAACUUGACAGAGUUUUUGGCCGUGAUGAUGAAAAGAAGGAUGUAUUCUUUGUUAAAGUCGAAACUAAAGAAGGUGAAGAAGGUUCAGUUCUGAUAACGGGAAGUGCGAAGCCAAAACUAAGAGAUGCACAGAGCUAUGCAGCUACUAGAAUCAUUCGCAAGCUGCACGAAUUGAAUCUCACAUGA